Messenger RNA from Alosa sapidissima (American shad), 1607 nucleotides. It is a transcript of the gene gpr88, whose product is annotated as G protein-coupled receptor 88. Lineage: Eukaryota; Metazoa; Chordata; Actinopteri; Clupeiformes; Clupeidae. Gene Ontology annotation, molecular function: G protein-coupled receptor activity. The coding region runs from base 353 to 1396 and encodes 347 amino acids. Gene Ontology annotation, cellular component: membrane. The record is from RefSeq and is a predicted model, not a curated record. The transcript has a single exon. Gene Ontology annotation, biological process: G protein-coupled receptor signaling pathway.
UGGCACGCGUGGCCGUGCGCUUUAAUGGGUCUCUGGGCUUUGAUGCAGCUAAUGAUUUGUCCGCGCGGCUCCACCGUUUGUUGAUAUCUGAAUAAUUCAUGAUGCGCUCGUGAAUCACGGAGGCUAGUUUAUCUCGACCACUUUAUCUGCUCGCGCAGUGCGCUGGAGCUGCGCUGUUGUCUCCACGGCAGUAUCAGUGAAGGUAGCUGCAGUGGUAGAGGCAGCUCGCGAGUGCUGUUCAGUCCCGCGCCAUCCUCUCCCGCGGACUCACGGGCUACCUGGGCUGCGCCAGAACAGAUGAUGUGUGAACUUAUCGCGUCUGAUUCUCCCCACAGACAACACGGACUCAGUCAUGGCCAACGAGUCGGAGCAACUGGUCGAAUGCGCCAUGGCACGCGGUUCACGCCUCUGCCUCGCCACUCUCUACACGUUCAUGGGCGUGGCGGGUGCCGUGCUUAAUCUGAUGGUCGUUUACCUGGUCAUGACCUUCAAGAAGCUCCGCACCGCUAGCAAUGCCUUCAUUGUGAACGGCUGCGUGGCCAACUUGUUGGUGUGUGCGUUCUGGAUGCCUCACGAAGCGGUGAUACUGUCGACUGGGAGCUCGCUAAGUCCGGGGUAUCAGGCGUUCAAAGAAGCCCUGCUGUUUCUGGGCAUCACCGUGUCACUACUCUCGCACUCGCUCAUCGCCGUCAACAGGUAUGUGCUCAUCACCAAAGUGCCCGCUACAUACCAGUCGCUCUAUCAGAGACGAAACACGGAGUGGAUGAUAAGCGGUUCGUGGCUCAUAUCCGUGGGCUGUCUCGUGCCCUGGCUCACAACAUCUGGUUAUCCUACGGAAGGAUGCGCGAGCAGUCAUUCUGCCUCAGCAUCCUCCAUCGCCGGGACAUCUGUCCUGGCCAACUCUUUUGCGUGCGCCACGCUGGCCUGCACAGUAACGGCACAAACGGCGAUCGUACUUUACUGUUAUUUCAAAAUAUUUAGAAGGGUUCAAAUCAGCGUGAAACGGGUCAGCAUCUUAAAUUUCCAAAUUGUGAACAAUCUCCCAUACUCUUUCCCGCGCAAGGACAAGCGCCUGGGGCUGUAUAUGCUCGCGGUGUGCUUCGUGUUCGUCGUCACCACUGAGCCCAUGCUGUGGGCGCUCGUGGCGCGGCUCUUCGUGCAGGUGCCCGCCGCGCUCUGGACACCGCUCUGGGUUGUGUUCUGCACGCUCUUCGUCACCAAUCCGUUUCUGUACACCUGGAAAAACGAGGAAUUCAGGAAAUCUCUGCGCUCCGUGAUGAGGUGGGACUUCUGGAGGGGGUCGGUGGUAGGAAUCGAGCCGAUCAAUAUCAGCACAAUCUCUCACAUUCUGCCCCGGCAAAACAGCCGACGGGCCUUCCUGGGAGACAUGAACUGAACAAGGAUAAAACAGACAAUUUAUCUGAUCAGAUCUGUGUGGCACUUUUGAUGGUAGUAAAUUGACUGCUGGUGAAAAUGCUCAUAGGCUUACUUUGUGUACUGAAAACUGAUUUUUAACAGUAUUUUGUAUGGGCUGAUUUUAUGGUGUUCUUUGUAUAUCUGAAGCUUUGAGUACAUGGCACAAUGUAAUUUUAUGUGGCGGUCUGCUA